UAAUUGGAAUAAAAAGACUAGACGUCGACGUAGACAAAGAAACAAUAGGCGAAAAUUGCAACAGGAAGAGCCGCUCGAAAAGGUUACAGAUCAAAAACUAAACCAAAGUCUCGAAAGUGAAGGCGUUAGUAGCAACAAGCGCAUCAAACUAGAGUCAACCGUAGGGGACAAAUCAAAUACGGAAAAACUCCAUAAAAUGCCAAAACCGACACCAAUGCUGCUUCAAUGUACUUCAUUGCAUCCAUCAGUGUUACUCCAAACGUCGAGCACUAGGACACAUGUGUCGCAAAGCCAAACUUUAUCACGAAAUUCUUCUACGGUUUUCAAUUCAGAAGAGUGGACACGCAAAAGGAAUGCGCCACCACCGCCGCCGCCUCCGGCUGCCUAUUCACAUCUCAGCAUGCGCAGAACAGAUCAUCGCCAUAUCAGUACUUCAUGGCUAACAUUGGAAGCACAAGCUCCGCAUCAAUUAGAUGAACAUCCUUGGAUCCCAAAAAGGCAGAACAGAGGAGGCAACUAUAAAACCAAUUCAAAGAAGUAUCAUCAUAAUACCAAAAGUCACACAAUGGUCGAGGGACAGGCAGCAGUUCAGCCACAGCAGCAGCAGACUGGUUCAGGCAAUUCGAGCUCCGGGGGCAGCAGCGGCAGUAGCUCUGCCACAGGCGGUGGAGGUGGUGGCGGAGGCUUAUCAACCUCUUCCUCCAACAGUGUAACCAAUAGUCAGGCACAACAAAAUGGUGGCACUGCCUCAGCAACUGCAACAACUGCAGCUGCAGCUGGAUCAACAUCAACUGGCGGACAGGCUUCAGCUAAUAAUGCGGCAUCCAAUAAUAACAACAAUAAUAAUGCAUCAACAAACAAUAAUAAUAACAACAACAACAACAAUAAUAAUAAUAACAACAACAAUAACGAACCAGAUCCCAAAACCAAUCUAAUUGUCAACUAUUUGCCACAGACAAUGUCCCAGGAUGAAAUUCGUUCAUUAUUUGUUAGUUUCGGUGAGGUAGAAAGUUGUAAAUUGAUACGCGACAAGGUCACAGGUCAAAGUCUUGGAUAUGGCUUUGUCAACUAUGUGAAACAAGAGGAUGCCGAAAAGGCAAUCAAUGCAUUAAAUGGUCUACGUUUGCAGAAUAAAACCAUCAAGGUCUCCAUUGCUCGCCCCAGCUCAGAGAGUAUCAAAGGCGCCAAUUUAUAUGUAUCGGGUCUUCCAAAGAAUAUGACACAAUCCGAUUUGGAAUCAUUGUUCAGUCCAUACGGCAAGAUUAUCACUUCGCGCAUUCUAUGUGAUAAUAUCACCGGUCUCUCCAAAGGCGUUGGCUUUAUACGUUUCGAUCAGCGUUUCGAGGCUGAUCGUGCCAUUAAGGAACUAAAUGGUACAACUCCCAAAAACUCCACCGAACCGAUAACCGUUAAAUUUGCCAAUAAUCCAAGUAGCAACAAGAAUAGCAUGCAACCACUGGCUGCCUAUAUAGCACCGCAGAGUGCCCGUGGUGGUCGUGCAUUUCCGGCUAAUGCUGCGGCCGGAGCUGCAGCGGCGGCAGCUGCCGCAGCCAUACAUCCCAAUGCGGGUCGUUACAGCUCUGUGAUUUCACGGUACUCACCAUUAACCAGUGAUUUAAUUACCAAUGGCAUGAUACAAGGCAACACCAUUGCCAGCUCCGGUUGGUGCAUUUUUGUCUAUAAUCUGGCCCCCGAGACCGAGGAGAAUGUAUUGUGGCAACUCUUUGGGCCAUUCGGUGCCGUACAAUCAGUUAAGGUUAUUCGUGAUUUGCAGAGUAACAAGUGCAAGGGAUUCGGUUUUGUCACCAUGACCAACUAUGAGGAAGCUGUAUUGGCAAUACAAUCGCUCAAUGGUUACACCUUGGGCAACCGUGUGCUUCAGGUCAGCUUUAAGACCAAUAAAAAUAAGCAAACGUAAUUAUUAACCAAGUUGGCUGCUGUUGUCAAUGCCAAUGCAGCGGCGGCGGCUUUGGCGGCCAAUGGUUUGGUGAUGCAUCAACAACAACAACAGCAACAACAUCAACAUCAACAGCAGCAACAACAUCAGAAUCACAAUCAACAGCAUUACCACCACCAUCAACAACAUCAGCAACAUCAACAUCAUCAUCACAACAGACAGCACAACGCAAAUAAUCUAAUAGCUAAGCAGAAGCAACAUCAACAUCAUCAUCAACAACAACAACAACAACUUGCCACGUCCAUUAACAACCACAAUCACAAUAAGCAACAAUCAUCAAUGCCGCCAUCCAAGAAAUCCAACAACAACAACAAUACUGCAUCAACAUCAGGAGCAACAUCAUCAGCAACCACAACUGGAACAUCAAGUAAUUAUAAUGGAGAUGCAGCAGUCUGUGCCGCCGCCGCCGCUGCUGCUGCUGCCUUGACUUCCUCAUCUUCAUCGUCUGGGAAUAUACUGAAAACAUCAUCGAAAUUCAUCUACAACAAGCCACAGAAUCACUUUGAGCUAUUGCAACAGCAAUUGCAAUUGCAACAGGAAUUUGCCCAAUUUCUAACCAAUGUGGCGAAUAGUGCAAGCGGUCCAGGUGGGGGAGGAGGAGGAGGAGGUUCAUCCGGUGGAGGAGCUGUUGGCAAUCAGAAUCAUUCCUCAGGCAGUGGUAAUAAUGGCGGUAGCUCAUUAUUGGGCAAUCAUGGAUUGAAUAUGACUUCAUCGUCCUUAAAUUCUGGCAAUAAGAACAACAAUAACAACAACAAUAGCAGCAAUGGCAAUGGCUAUCAAUCAUCAUUCAUGCCAAAUUGGUCGAAUUGGUUCUUUUAGAGACAAAUUUUGCAACUUUCAACAUUUUUUGUAAACUCGAAAAGUUUAUUUUGAUUUUUGUUUUUUUCGAUUGUGAAAAAUUAUGUUAAAGCAAAUUAAGUUUAUGAGUUCUUUUUGUGGCCCCUUACUUUUUUCCUGAAUUAAGAUACGUUUGUUUAUAAUUUGGUUAAUUUUUAGUUAAAAAAUAUAUUCUAACUAAAAACAAAAUUACAAAUUUAAGUUUCACUAUAAUUGCGUUUGGAGUUCUU
This is a messenger RNA of Drosophila willistoni, 3024 nucleotides long. It is a transcript of the gene Rbp9, whose product is annotated as polyadenylate-binding protein 1-B. NCBI's taxonomy places the organism in Eukaryota, Metazoa, Arthropoda, Insecta, Diptera, Drosophilidae. The record is from RefSeq and is a predicted model, not a curated record. Gene Ontology annotation, cellular component: ribonucleoprotein complex. Gene Ontology annotation, molecular function: RNA binding. The transcript is spliced from 6 exons.